Molecule: messenger RNA, 2596 nt
Organism: Drosophila simulans
Lineage: Eukaryota; Metazoa; Arthropoda; Insecta; Diptera; Drosophilidae
Product: protein tramtrack, beta isoform
Exons: 3
Coding region: 663-2201 (512 amino acids)
Biological process (GO): regulation of transcription by RNA polymerase II
Cellular component (GO): nucleus
Molecular function (GO): DNA binding; protein binding
Source: RefSeq, a predicted model, not a curated record
UGCAAUAGCCAGCAAAUGUGCCUAACGCGUAGUUUAAAUAACAAUUGAUUGCUACAGAAGCGGACAGCGCGAAAGACAAUAUUAAGUUUAUAAUUUAAAUAUAGUUUGAAGGCAGCGUUGAAAAAGGCAGAUACUGAGUGCUUAACGCGCAAAUCGAUUUGGCACUUGAACUUGGCGUUUAUUUGUCGAUAGUAUGUCAAAACAAACAGUUGUGCAUAAAAAAAAGGAAAUAUAAUCGCGCGCAUGCAGCAUUUCUAGUUAAAAUAAACAUUAAUAAAGCAACGAAUUGAAUGGGUCGCACGGCUAACGAUGAGGGAUUUUAAGUAGAGACAUCGGUUAAUGCCUGAAUUGUACAUAUUUUUUUGUGUUGUGCACGAUUUAAUGCAAGAAUAGUGUGUAUUUUUAAACAAGACUCUGGCGCUGAUACAUUCAUACAUAGCUCACGCGCACAGGACAUACAGUCCUAACAUAAAAUUCUCGUUCGUUUUCACGCCAUCGCAUCUAUUGUGUUACAUAGCGCCCAAAAAGCGAGAAGUAAAGUGCAAUAAUCAGCGAAGUUUGGGUUCCUUGGCAAACAAACAGGAUAUACAAGGAUCUUUAAAUGAGCGAUAGCUUCGUAAACUCAGGAGCACACUAAAGGCGCAAACUAUAUUUUGAGUACGAUGAGCGGCGCUACACAGGAAUUUUGUGUACGCUGGAACAGCCAUUUGGGCAGCAUUGGAGCUGCUUUUCCGCAGCUGCUGGCGGGCCAGAGAUUCGUGGACGUAACACUCGCAUGCGAAGGCCAACAGGUGCACUGCCAUCGUCUGGUGUUGGCCGCCUGUUCCACCUACUUUGAGGCGAUACUGGCGGAGCAUCCUUGCAAGCACCCGGUCAUCAUAUUGCCCAGGGAGAUCAAGCUAUGGGAGAUCCAGGCGCUUGUGGACUUCAUGUACAAGGGAGAGGUCAAUGUCACGCAAGCCGGUCUUGGCCAGUUGCUUCGCUGUGCCGAACAACUGCAGAUUCGCGGUCUAUACGGCUCUGAGGCACCGAUAAACUACAAGAAACUGCAGCAGGCUAGUCUGGAGGCAGCUAAGGAUCCAGCUGCAACCACAGCGCGAAGUUUCAAGCAUGUGGACAGCGCGGAGACGGACGAUGCAGCCACUAAUUCAACCACCUCAACAAUGACCACCUCCUCCGCUCCACCGCUACCGGUUAACCAUCAGCAACCCACAGUAUUGAAGCGCCAGAAUCCCGAUGCUCGGCAGCAGCAACAGCAGCAGCAGCAGCAGCUACAGCAGCGACCCCAGAUAAAUGGCAGUAAUGCUCAACAGCCAUCUAAGGCCACCUCUGCGAACGUUUUGGGCAGCCACUCGAAUGCACCGACCGAGGACGACUCCGGCGACGAGGUGCCGAACAAUUGGAAUGCCUACGGGGAGCAAUUCGAGGAUUGCAAUAUAUCUGCGCAAGCCGUUGACAACAAAAUGAAUGUCCACCUAUCCCUGCAGCAAUCGCGGAUGCAAAUGCAGCUUCAGCAGCAGCAAUACUUGGAUUCAAAUGUUGAGGACGACCACAACUAUGUGGCCGCUCAUGAUGAAAACAAUGACAGCAGUUUUGCGACAGGAGUGCCAUGCGGAUCCGGGCUAUCCGUCAGCCUUGACACUGAUCUCGAUACAUCGGCCAAUACUUCCGGCGGACUGAGCCAUAGCUCGAUCGAUGGUUAUACUUCAUAUAAGCGCGUUCGACGUUCAGAAGCAUCUCUAGCACAAGCGGCCAAAUGUGUUUCGAAGGGCGAGACAUUCCAAACUGUCAGCAAUAUGUUCAAUAUUCCUGUCUCAACCAUUCGUUUCUAUAUGGCGCGAAAAGGAAUUCUUCCGAAGCGGAAACGUGGACGUGGUGCUUCCCAUGCCGGAAACAUAAUAAUCACAACAAACUCAGGAAAACUCUCAACCGUCCCAGCGAGCAUAACUCAUCCCCCAGCCCAUCCGCAUAUCCACACCAAUCCCCUUCCUCACACGCAGUCUCAGCAAAUGUCCAUGGACAGCCUACAUCUCAAGGCGGGCAUCACAAAUACCAGUGGCAGCAAUAGUCCGGCAACAGCUACGGCAACGUCUAUGUCACCAUCAUUUGAUAUGGCCACAACAGGUGAUAUCGUGCCUUUUCACCUCCAUAGCGAUGCGGCGGCAUUCAAACUCAACGAUCAGAAGCUGCACAUGAUCUAACCACGCAAUUUGCCAAGCUGUGCUGUACUAGUAGGGCGUGUAUUAAUAGAGAGGGAUUUCCAAGCAGUAGCUGCUUUCUUUCAUUUCGGGGUACGCAUCGGCUCGUGUGGGAUCUUUAGUCAUAACAUAGUCAACAAAAUACAAUUUAUACUUAGGUUUACUUGAUUACGCUUUGAAGAUGCCACAGUUUUAUCCUCGGUUGAAAUAUUCUUGCCGUUCAAUCAUUAUUCAUUUUAUUCUGGCAAUCAUAAAAAAAUACGGUAGAUGUAUGCUAUCAACAAGGAUUAUGACUAAAAACUUGCGUAAAAAUUUCAAUUAUGUUUCUUGUCGCCCCAGUACUUUAAGGAAUUACUGUAUUGUUAAUAAGAUAAAUAAAAUCGACCUGGAAACUUUUA